Messenger RNA from Chlorocebus sabaeus (green monkey), 1797 nucleotides. RefSeq names its product ORAI calcium release-activated calcium modulator 2 (gene ORAI2). Lineage: Eukaryota; Metazoa; Chordata; Mammalia; Primates; Cercopithecidae. Gene Ontology annotation, biological process: store-operated calcium entry. Gene Ontology annotation, cellular component: membrane. Gene Ontology annotation, molecular function: store-operated calcium channel activity. The record is from RefSeq and is a predicted model, not a curated record.
GGGGGCGGGGCGGAGGCGGGGCCGGGGGACCCCGCGCGACCGGCGGAAGGAGGGAGGGGGCCGCGCUCGGCUCCCCGGCCGGGCCACUGGGCCACAGGCCACGCGGCCACGCAGCCCGAGCGGGAGCUGAGCCGGGCGGGGAGAGGGCAGCUCCGUGUUUCUCUGAGUUCUCCCCAAGGGAAGGUACACCCGGGGAUGGAAGUGCUUGGACGCGGUGCUGCUGGCUGCGGAUGUGCAUGAGGAGAUGGGACGGAGAGCCCAAGUUGGCAUUCGUAUAAAUGACCUGCCUGGCUCCCACCAUGAGCGCUGAGCUCAAUGUGCCUGUCGACCCCUCUACUCCUGCCUGCCCGGAGCCCGGCCACAAGGGCAUGGAUUACCGGGACUGGGUCCGCCGCAGCUACCUGGAACUGGUCACCUCCAACCACCACUCGGUACAGGCCCUGUCGUGGCGGAAGCUCUACCUGAGCAGGGCCAAGCUGAAGGCCUCCAGCAGGACCUCUGCCCUCCUCUCCGGCUUUGCCAUGGUGGCCAUGGUGGAGGUGCAGCUGGAGACACAGUACCAGUACCCUCGGCCGCUGCUGAUUGCCUUCAGCGCCUGCACCACGGUGCUGGUGGCCGUGCACCUGUUCGCCCUCCUCAUCAGCACCUGCAUCCUGCCCAACGUGGAGGCCGUGAGCAACAUCCACAACCUGAACUCCAUCAGCGAGUCUCCGCACGAGCGCAUGCACCCCUACAUCGAGCUGGCCUGGGGCUUCUCCACCGUGCUAGGCAUCCUGCUUUUCCUGGCCGAGGUGGUGCUGCUCUGCUGGAUCAAGUUCCUCCCCGUGGACGCCCGGCGCCAGCCUGGCCCCCCGCCCGGCCCCGGGAGCCACACGGGCUGGCAGGCCGCGCUGGUGUCCACCAUCAUCAUGGUGCCCGUGGGCCUCAUCUUCGUGGUCUUCACCAUCCACUUCUACCGCUCUCUGGUGCGCCACAAAACGGAGCGCCACAACCGCGAGAUCGAGGAGCUCCACAAGCUCAAGGUCCAGCUGGACGGGCAUGAGCGCAGCCUGCAGGUCGUGUGAGGGGCUGAGGGCCGGGGCUGGGGGCGGCCCUGUACCCGGGAGCCCGCAGAGGCGGGGCUUUGUCAGAUGCAGACAUUUUGCAAGGCUGCCGGGUAGUUCCAGACCAAAGUUUUCCUCUUGUCUUAAUACCAUAAGCACUGGAUGACUUCUCCUGAGAUGGAACCAUCUGGUUCAACGAGGGACUGUGUUGCUAAGAGCAUUGGGGGCAAAACCAGGCUGGUUCCUUGGCCUCAGGCUUUCCUGGGUCGGGGACACAGUGAAGAGGCUACAGCGGGAUCUGCCCAUCAGUCCUGGGCCAGGAGAGCCUCCAAGCAGCACCCAGUGGGUGCUCAGACCCGGCAUGCGUGGCUGGCGGGCCUGGGAGAGCCAGGGCAGGCUUUUGCUUUCAGAGAACGAUUGCCCCAGAGACCCGUGGUGGGCUUCGUGGAUGCCGAGUGGCCCGUGUGGCAGUGAUGACACGAGGGCUGCGGCAUUUGAAUGGGGUGCAGGUGCACGGCAGGGCUUGGUGCUUGGAGGAAGCUGGGUGGCCUGGCUUCAGGGGAAGACAGGAGCCAGGACACACGUCAGCCCAGCAGGUGUGCAGGGUGCUGCAGCUCUCGGCAGUGGUGUCAGGCCCCCAGGGAUGUUUCCAACGGCGGGGGGCGGCCUGGCUGAGCCGGAGGAGACAUGUUCACGGGCAUCUAUGAGACACCCACAUGAGGAAGUUGAAUUAUUUGAGGACUGCUGCAAAGUA